Molecule: messenger RNA, 5776 nt
Organism: Linum trigynum
Lineage: Eukaryota; Viridiplantae; Streptophyta; Magnoliopsida; Malpighiales; Linaceae
Source: the annotation of a GenBank genome assembly
CUGCCCUCCCGCGCCGUCAGGCAUCGGGUAGUGUCGUCAUGGUAUCUCAUCCGAGAAAGCCCAGCUACUAAACUUGCGAGUGAGCGAAACCCUAAGACAACCAUAUAUAUAUAUAAUUGGGAAGAGAUUCGGAAAUAGGGUUAUCGAGAUCGAGAUCCAGAUUCAAGGCUUUCCUAUACUUUGUUGUGCCGACGAUGGGCCGAGGUCGCAAGAACAAGAAGGCGGACAGGAAGAAGUUGCCGGUCGCGCUGGGGGAUGAUGAUGAUCAGGAUUGUUUCCCCGAAAAAAAAAUUGAUGAUCAGAAUUGGAGAGGUAAGAACUUUUACCUGAGGUGUUUGCGUACUGCUCGGAUUUGGGGAAUUGAGGCUUUCAAGCUUAUCGAUGGAAACCAGUUCGACGGAAAAGUGGCCGAUAGGUUUGGUGAGUUUGAAUAUCUAUUGCCAACUGUUGUCUGUGAUUGGGAUUACUUCAAACAUAAGUUCCCACUAGAAAUGGGGGUCUUCACGUUUGAUGGUAAAGCAUACAUGGUCGGCGGAGAAACUACUGGGGACUUACGUCCGGAAUUCCUUUCUGAAAAUAUGCAUCCUUGGGAGAAAUGGGUUGAACCAAGUGACAAAGUCUAUGAAUUUCUUAAUCCUCCGGAUUUUACCCUCCACGAGCUCCCAGCUUAUCUUCGUUUGCCCAGCCCUAUGCCGUCUCCGAUAGUUGCAAAGAUUGAUGGCAGCGUAUAUGUCCUCUAUGGAGAUCAUUGCUACAAUAAGGCUGCAAUGCCGAGUGACUCCACCCACUGCUUUGUGGUUUUGGAAAAGGAUGAUGGCAGACCUAUCGAUCAGUGCCGUUGGAGGCCACUUCCCACUCCUCCCUUCUACCAGAAAGGCACCCCUGACUAUUCUAGAUGCAGUGGUUGCUACAAGUUCAAGCUGGGUGUCAUUGGCCACAAGCUUUAUGUAUCUGCAGGCACUCGUGGAUAUGCCUUUGAUGCUCUUACUGGAGAGUGGGAAUUGGAGGAGUUUGGGUAUCCACUAGGCUCUGAAUCCUUGUCGUCAAUGUUGAAACUCAAAGUAGACGUGGGUUGUGGCCAGAAACUGCAAAAGGAUUGUUUUGUCGUCGUGGGUGCUGAGUGCUUCGAAGGCGAAAUUGAAGACGCUGGUGCCUUUGUUGCAUUGGUUGAUUGCAAGACAGGCUAUGAAUUGCACAAGCAGCUACUCCCUGAAGCAUAUGAUGUGCGUCUUCCGGUCUCUGCUUUCCAAGUGAUUGAACUACAAGAGGAGCAUGAUGAUGACCGCCAAUUGAGUAGCACAUUCUGUUUAGUUUACACCACAGGCAAUCAGCUUGUAGGGCUUACAGUUUUGAGAUUCUCUUUGCCACCAGCAUCAGCAUCAUCUCUACCUCUUACAGUGGCGACGAAGGCAUCUAAGAAGGCAUCUAAACAGAAGGUUGCAACAUCAUCAAUGAAUGGGAAAGCUGGUGGUGGUAUUCACUUGAAUGUUGAAGUUCUGGAAAAGCGCCUCUAUAUAGAUUCAGAUCCUAGUUUCUACCCUGCCGAUUUUCAUGCCUUCUUCCUCUAGGUAACUCUUUUUGCCCGUCAAACUCCCCCAGCUUUCUUCUGAUUGAUUGUUGUAUUUGAUUUAUUGUCGUUUCUUUGUUAAAUUUGGAUGAAUCUUCUAUAUUUUCCUAUCAAGCCCAGUUUGCUUUUACAAGUGUAUUGUUUUAAUGAGAGUUGAACUCGGAAGUUUCAGCCGAUUUUAUAUCCGACUUACUAAGCACUCAAAAACAAAUAUUUGUUUUUGCAUAGAGGACACAAUAUGUAUGGGAUUCCUUGUGAUGGAUGAGCAGAUUGUCAUGGAUAAUGGAUUGAAUGUCCGAGUCAAGAAUGUGGUUACUUGUGAAAGGUGAAUUUGCAAAUUCGAGUUUGGUCUAAUAUUUUAUGUACUGUAAGUAAUACUGUUACCUAUGUGACCUUACUGAUCUCUUUGGCUCAUCAAUAAAGGUGUCCCACCAACUUCUUUCAUAUUCUGUUUCCUUCCAGUCCUGUUUUCUUCUGCUUUUCUUAUGAUGCUUUCAGUGUUUCAAGCUCAUAGACAGAGUUCAUUCCCUAUAACUAUUUGCUUAAUCUUGGUAUUUGUCUUCUGUGCUAACCAACAUUGCCGCCUUUCUUGUUCCUCUACAUCCUUCUCAUCAUUGUUUCAGCACUUCUUUCAGAAUACAUCAUUGAUACGACACCGGUCUCUGAAGAAUUCAUGCUUAAUUUGAAUAGACACCAAACUGAGUGGGAAGGCUGGAUCGAAACAGCUCCUAUGCAUACUAUUUAUUUUCACUUAAGAGAUCUUAAGUUUUGUUGGGUAACAAUUUGUCUCCCUAUGAUGAUAGGUGCUGCUGCAACGGAAAUUUAUCUCAAGCUCCAGUGGUGGAGACAUCGUGGUGGAGGAGACAUCUAUGAUCUAACAGGAGGAGGGAGGGAACCUAGCUUCUACCCUGCCGAUUUUCAUGCUUUCUCCCUUUAGGUUGACGUUGGUUGUUGAACUUGCUUUAUUGUUAUUUCUCUGGCAAAUUUGGAUGAAUUUGUUAUCUACACCAAACAAUUUAUCAGUUUCGGUUGAUGUCGUUCUCUCUGGUAAACUUGGAUGAAUGUACUAUCUGCACUUAGGUAACCUAAUUCGCCUAUCCACCCUCCACGAUCCCGCUCUAGAUCGCUAAACGCGAUUUUUGGGGAGUUCGUGAAAAAUUCGCGAACUACUUUUUGAGAGUGCGUUUUCAGAAUUUGGGAGCGCGAUCUCUCGUGGAACACAGAUUGAGACAAGAAUCCGAAGAAAAAGAAAGAGAUGAAGGCGAAAUUCAAGCAGAUCUCUGAAACGUAGCACGUGUUGAGAGAUCCUCAGAAGAUGCGGAUCUGUAAUCUGUACGGGGAGAAAGGGCUGAAGACGUUUGAUUUCCCUCCUCACGACGAUACUCUGUCUGAGGAUUCGAAAUUUAGGUUCAAUCUCCAUGAUGUUAAGGGUGUAGUCGCAAGCGAUUCUUUGGUGGCUCUUGUGGCGCAGGUGGCGGGGAGCUUGGUGGAGACGGCGGGGAAGGUGGGAGUGUCUAGUGGAAGUGGGAAUUUGUAGGAUAAUGGUUGGACGACUCUCUAUUUUGGCCUUUUGGGGAGGAUUCUGGGUAUAUGAGAUUGAGAGGAGAGGAAGCAGAUUCACUGCUCCCCAACUAUCUAGAGAAUGGGUUUCUAGUGGGGACGUAGGGUUAGUAGGUGGAGAUUUCAAAAUGGGCCACUUGGUUAGGGCUUAGGAGUGGGCUUGUUUGCGUAUGGACUACGAUAAGAAUUGGGGCAAGGUUGUUUAGUUUUAAGUUUUGGGAUUGAAGUUUGUUUGUCCGAAUUUUCACUUUUAUGGUUUUGAGUAUUAACAAAUUUAAGAUAUAAAUAUAAUAAUAAUAUAAUAAUGACGCUCUCUUAACGCUCUAAAUAUUGAAUUCGCCUAAAUAUGACGCCUCCCGUUUCCACUCUCGCUCCCGCUUCACGAAUUGGCUACCUAAAUAUGCACCGAUCAAUAUAUCAAUGUCGGGUAAUUGAUCAAAAUGGUCACACAGUUUGACCAAGUAACAAAAUGGUCACAAACGUUUAAAUCUUUACAAAAAGGUCAUGCAAGUAUCAUGUUGUAACAAAACAGCUAUUCCAUGCAUAUCCAUUGCUAGUUUGCUUGCUCUAAAUAAGAAGCAAUUUCACAGGUUGGUUAAGUGGUUGAUAUUUUGUUAUCAAUUUUGCACUGUUGAAUGAAAAUACCACUAAAAAGAGAUAAAAUGAUUGUUUUGUUAUAUCAUGAUACGUAUAUGACAUUUUUAUCGUUUUAAACAUUUGUGACUAUAGUACUCGACUGAUAUAAGGUUUGUCCGAGAUGAUAGGGCUUCGAUUCCUGGCUUAGUAAUUUUAAGCUUAUUUCAGUUAUUGUAUUUUUAGCAGCUUCUCCACAUCAGACAGGGCCCAGCUUUUGGGCUCUAGUCCCACUUGAGGAGGGACCUCAUAUAGUCCUUCUUCCAUAUUCUGAAAAUAUUUGAAAAUGCAAUAAGAAUACAAUGCAUGUAGUAGUUGAAAUGUUGGAUGUUAUGAGACCUAUUAAUAUAUUAAUAUAUGUAGUAUUUGGUUGUUAUGAGAUAUAUAAGAGUUUGAACUUUGUCUUUGUUUCAUUAAAAAAAGUUAAUUUAGUUUAUAUUAAAAAAUUAUAUCUUUUCUCGAUUUGUUUACAGAUUGCUUCGUAUAUCUUCAAAAAAAUCACAUUUUUGUAUUUAUAAUCGGUUAAAUUUGUCUAAUUUAUUUUAUUAUUAGACAGUAUUUGAAUUUGUGAAUUAUGAAAUUGGCAAAUAUAUUUUGUAUGAAACACAUGGUUUUAUCAUGAGUUUAGAAGAGAUAAGUUAUUAUUUUUGUGAUUUUGAUACAAUUUUAAGUGGGCUAUAUAUAAAAAUUUUAUAAAUUAUUUUUAUGUAAUUAAAAAUUUCUCAUAUAUUUUUAUAUAAUAUUUGGAAAAAAAAUCACGCUCCCCUAACCAAGUACCCUGGCUCCGUCUCUGCUCCACCUUUUUCGUUCUUGCGUUGGUGUUGGUCCAUUAGCCAUUUCCUAGGUUGCUCGGGUUUGACUUUGUGUGUUGCAUCUAGUGGCAGGAAUGAUUCUAGGGGAGUGGUUUACGACUAGGUUUGGGGAAUCAUGUCCAUUGUUGGGCUCUGUUGUCUUGGGCUUCCUGUCCAAGUAGAGUAUUGUUUGUGGGGCCUAUGGACAUUUUUUCUUUUCUAUAUUGUACUAUGGUGCCGCAGUAAAAUGUGCGGCACCGGUGACGCUGAUUUUUAUUAGGCCACGUGGAACUGAUGUGGCAUUCCUAUAGUUCUAGAACCCGGGCCAAAUCUAACUUCCCAUUAGAACUUGGUUGAACCAGUACUUGACCAAACAGACGGAAUUCUUUCCGUUGCUUUUUUUUUUCUCACUUCGCUAUCUUCCCAAAUUAUUUCGUUCAGUUUUAUUCGUUAUUUUUUUUCUCCAGAAACCUAGGAAAAGAAUCACGAAGGAAAAGUGAAACAGUUUGGCAUCGAUCUCCUUCUCCGGCAGACUCUAUAGAAGGAUCUUUGUCAUCGAUUCAGUCUCAGGAUCUUUGCAACAUCGCCAAGGAGAUUAUUCUCUGUUUCCUCCAUUCUUUCUUUAAAACAAAAGCAAAAAAAUCCGGACCGUCCCUCUGUAUCCGUCGAACAGCGUCGUCGCCGUAGUACCAGUCGAGUCCUCCUCAACGAACAGCGUCGUCGCCAUAGAACCAGUCGAGCCCUCCUCAACAAAGAGGAGGGUCGACCACCCUCUACGUCGUCCCUCUCCAUCUGUUUCGUCUUUUAUUGAAUCGUCGAAACCAAGCUCCUGGAGGUGCGGCGGAGUAGCUUUUCCCAACUAAUCAAAAAGCUUCCAUGUAAUGAUUCUUCAUAUGAUAUUCUUGUAUUCUUUGACAGGUGGUAAAGUUUUUGUUUAUCUUUGAAGUUUUGUUUGAAAUAGAGAGGGGAGACGAUAGAGUUAACACACCUGCAACCUGAAUGAAAAUGUAUGCCUCUCUACAUAUUAUAUUAGGAUUACAUUAUUGUUUUAUAGUGAAGUAAUAAGUUAAUUUUGUUUGCAGGAUCAGAAGAACCCUCUUUAGCUCAUGGAAGAUGAUCCUCAGAAUGACAUACUUAAUCAUGAAGCAGCAGUGUCCGAAGGCUUCCCAGUUCCCACUCAGAGUUAUUUAGCAGCAAGUCGUGUCAUUAAAGAACUGUAUCUUUA